Messenger RNA from Zophobas morio, 3436 nucleotides. RefSeq names its product KN motif and ankyrin repeat domain-containing protein 3 (gene Kank). The transcript has 10 exons. Gene Ontology annotation, cellular component: cytoplasm; cytoskeleton. Gene Ontology annotation, biological process: negative regulation of actin filament polymerization. Gene Ontology annotation, molecular function: protein binding. Lineage: Eukaryota; Metazoa; Arthropoda; Insecta; Coleoptera; Tenebrionidae. The record is from RefSeq and is a predicted model, not a curated record. The coding region runs from base 256 to 3168 and encodes 970 amino acids.
ACUGCGAAGUUAUCGUUCUAAGCAGAAGUAUCGUAUUAGUGUAUCUGUUGACAUUUCUCUCAAUUAAACAAACGAAACAUGUGAUUUAGUGUAAAUUAUAAAUUAAAAGUGUUUACAAACACGAUGCUUUUGUUAUUUUUUUUCAAGUGAAAGUUAGUCGUGUCGAAUUGGUUUUGGGUUCGCGGCUUUUUGUGUUGUUUUUGAAAAGUUCACUUCUUUGGAAUUUGUUGUGCAAAUUCUGGAAGAUAGUUAAGGAUGUCGUACUCGCAGGGUUUAAGGGCGAACAAUGACAAUGGGUACAUUUGGGACGGCAGUACUUGUUCCUGCUGCCCGUAUGGCUACCACAUCGAUCUGGAUUUCGUCCGAUACUGCGAAUCUGUCAGCCAGGAAGCCGAUAGGACCGGAUCGAUCAAGCGCCGGAAAGAUCGACGACGACAGAGGCAGUCCAUGGAAGUCCUGCUCGGUAUCACCCCUCCAGUCCUCGCCGUCCUGGAGCAAACCUACAAGCCGAUCCAAGAGCAGGAAACUCCGAAAAUAAUCCAGACGAGCGGCAGCCAGUUUCCCGUAAGCCAAGAUGCCUUCGACGACGCUGUCUCGGAUUUCGAAAGGACUUUGCAGCGUUCCAAAAACAAAUUGUCGAAUAAUUUGCCAGAUGUUACCGCGGUUUCAGAGACCAUCAAAAGGGCGCCGUCGAACUCCUCGAUGUCUUCGGCCUCCGGCUCGAGCAUGACUGUGUUGCCUGAAACGACGAAUCGCGACUUCGACACCGUCAGUAUAGAAUCAUGCGGUUUGAGCCCUUUGGCUUUACAAAGCAUAAGAGAACAAAUGGCAAUCAGCUUAGAAAGGACGAGGAACUUAGAAGACCAAGUUAAACUAAUCCCGCAACUGAAGGACCAACUAUUGUCUCUUAAAGAAGAAAACCGCCGGCUCGUCCUCCAGCUGAAAGCCGAAGAGACUCAAAACUCCAUCAACGCCAACUACAUCCGUUUUCCGUCGAACAACCGCAUGAAGUCCCAGUCCUUCACCAACAUCGAUAGUUUGGAUGGUAAAAAAGUGCCGCCGCCGCCGCCCCCGCGUAAAGAUUUCGGUGUGAAUUGCGGGGUGCUCACUCGCAACGUAGGCGUCGGUCACCAAAACCCCAAUACUAAAACCGUAUCCACGACCACCUUCGACGACCUAACCGUCGAUAAAUGGUUCAACGAAAAAAUCAAAUUCAUGAAUAGUCAAAAUUUAGCAAACAAUGUAUCCACGUCGACCCAAACCCCAUCCAAAGACUCCCGCGGAGUCGCUAGUCAGACAAUCGCAAAACUUGCAAAAAUCGCAACUUCCACCCAAACCGCCGACACCAAAAAGCACUAUUCGGACGCAAGCGUGUCGGCUUUCCCCCAGCGCAGAGACUUCAGUGUUCAGAAAAGUGUGGAGGUUUACAAUGUAGGCACGUCGGAUGAUACCAUCAGUGAUGUCAUUUGUGAGAAGUGUAACGUUUUUAAGUGUAGUAUAGGCAUAGGGCCGGAUAGUAGCGAAGAUGCGCAUACGAGUCCGGUGUCUCUGGCGUUGCUUAUGGGGCCUAGGAGCAAGUCGUUCAACUUGGGAGACGACAGACUUAAUUUCUCGUCCAGGAGUCGCACUGUGGCCUGUCAACACGAGUCGCAAGGGGUGGCUAAAGGGUCGCAGUACGAGGCGAACGGCGUCAGUAGGGCGUGCCAAUGCGAAACUAAGACGGUUUCCAAAGCCUCGCAAUGGGAGGUUAAGUCAGUGCAUAAAAAUACGCAGUAUGAGAGUUUUUCCGUUUCGAGGGAUACCGAUACCAAAGAUCUGUUAACACCGACCCGGCACGUUGCAUGUGAAGCCAAAGAACGCAAAAACGCUGUGGAUGUUGCUUGUAAUACCACAGACGAGAAAAACGUUUGUGUGAGGUGCACGAAUAGAGAAAAGGAAGAGGUUGCGAAGAAGGAUGGAACGCCCGCGCCGUCCAAGAUUCCGAGACCGCAAAUACCAACAACGCCGGUGGAAAAUAGAAAGUUCAGACGGCAAGAUACUUAUACGAAAAUAUAUUCUUCUCCGACGGAUAAAUCGCCCGUGUCGUCGACGCUAGGGUUGUCCGGGCUCGAUUUGUCCCCGAAGUCUCCGUCGAACGAGCUAUCGAAUCCGCUAGAUAAAGUCAAGCAGAAUUUUAAACUACCUGAAGUUGCAGCACACGCUCAAAAUGGUGUCAAUACGCCACCUACAAAAGUGCAAAUACAAGAAUCUACACUGCCAUUACCGGAGACAACUCUGUUUAACCCUGCAGCUGCUCAAUCACACAGGAAAAAAGCUGUGCCAAGUAAGGAAAUGCAAGGUGCGAUGAAAGUACUGAACGACUCCCUCCAAAAAAGUCAAACCAAUCAAAGCAAGAAUCUUAAAAACCAUAAUGCAAUUAACAUAGUGGAACAAGAAUGGUUUAAAAUAUCAAGCCUUAACACGGCAAACCCGCUAGAUGUUGAAGAUUACUUAGACGCUUUUGAAGAUGUGUCUUCUGUCCUCCUGCAAUACGUUGUCAAUAUGACUGAUGAAAGUGGCAAUACGGCAAUGCACUACGCUGUAUCCCAUGGGAAUUUCGAUGUUGUAUCCAUCCUACUCGAUUCAAAAGUUUGUGAUAUUAAUAAACCGAAUAAGGCUGGUUAUACAAGUGUUAUGUUGGUAUCAUUGGUUAAAGUCAGGUCUCAGACACACGCCAGUGUCGUACGUAGGCUCUUCCAAUUGGCUGAUGUUAACAUCAGAGCAAAGCAACAUGGCCAAACUGCUUUAAUGUUAGCGGUGAGCCACGGCAGCUUAGAAAUGGUGAAAAUGUUGUUAGAAGCAGGUGCGGACAUCAAUAUCCAAGACGAAGAUGGCAGCACUGCUUUGAUGUGCGCAGCGGAACAUGGGCAUAUCGAUAUCGUUAAACAUUUCUUAAGUCAGCCCGAUUGUGAUUCCAGUAUUACUGAUGUUGAUGGCAGCACUGCGCUGAAAAUCGCUAUGGAAGCAGGUCAUAGACAUAUCGGGGUACUACUUUACGCCCACCAAAGGAACAUUCAAGGACUUCACGGCAAGAAAAAAUCCAAACCUGCGAGUCCUAAAACCCCUUCGUCACCUUUGCCUCUACGAAGCAGCCAUCGUGCCUUAACUGAUACUAAAACUACUAAGUAGUAACUGAUUUGUUAAAUGUUUUUUACUUACAUAGUUUAAUGUUAACAGUGUGUCAUAUUUAGUUUUAUGUCAUUUUAAAAUGUUAUUCAGAGAGUAUGUCUGGUAGGUAGCUGAACUUAACCGUUGUUGUAGUUUUGUAGGGACCAAAUUGUCUUGACUUAAUUCAACUUGCGACUACAUUCCAUUGUUACUACUUACGUUUAUUUUUAUUUAAUUUUUGUAUUAUAUUUGUAUAUUUGUAAUUAAUAGACUCACUUCCAAUAAAAAA